This is a messenger RNA of Erpetoichthys calabaricus (reedfish), 1853 nucleotides long. Its product is annotated as zinc finger protein 501-like. Gene Ontology annotation, biological process: regulation of transcription by RNA polymerase II. Lineage: Eukaryota; Metazoa; Chordata; Cladistia; Polypteriformes; Polypteridae. The record is from RefSeq and is a predicted model, not a curated record. Gene Ontology annotation, molecular function: DNA-binding transcription factor activity; RNA polymerase II cis-regulatory region sequence-specific DNA binding. The transcript has 3 exons. Bases 81 to 1571 code for a protein of 496 amino acids.
CUCAGGGCUGUCCAUGUGACAAGGGAAUCUGAGAAGAGCAGGGCAGACAGUUAAAGAGACAGAAGAGUUUCCCACAGAGCAUGGCCUCUGCCAAAGAAGAUGGCAUAGAUGAAAGAACGGUGGACAUUAAAGAAGAGGACUGUGAGCGGCUCACACUAGAGGAUGUGUGUGUGAAACUGGAAGAUCAUGAAGAAAAAAUUUCAGUUUUUAAAGAGAAGGAGGAGUGCAAGGAGGUGACUGCUGCCAUUAAAGCUGACGAUUUGAAUGAUUUCUCCAUUGGUCUUGAACUUCUAAAGCAUGAAACUGAGGAUAUUUUCAAGCAAGAUGCCUGUGAAGAAUCUCAAUCCAGUUUACAGCCCUGGUCCACUAAUACGGGACGACUGGCUACGCAGGAGAAUUCUGCAGAGCUGAAAUCAGAGUUAUUGGAGUCUGAAGAGAAAAUCACCGAGGGAAAUGGGAGAGAAGGAGAAGAGUCACCUGGGAGUGUUGGAAUAAAUUUACAGAAGAAUGGCAGCUUCUCUCCACCUUCAUUUGGUCAGCCCUCUCUUCAAUACAAUGAGAAAGAUAUGAAGAAAUCAGCAAGAGGAUCCAAGAACCUGUCAGCAGCCUUUUUACAGUUCAGUUCUCUCCCUGCUACUGGAGUAACACAGACAGAAGCCAUCAAAACUGAUCAACAGCAAGUGGAGAAACAAAUCCAAAUUCACACUGGAAAAAAAUGUUUGGAAUGUGGCAAACAAUUCACACACAGAAGUGAUCUUAAUAGGCAUAUGAAGAUUCACACAGGAGAGAAACCUCAUUGCUGUUCAGAAUGUGGUAAGUCGUUCUUAAGGAGAAGCAGUCUUCAGGACCACAAAAGAAUCCACACAGGAGAAAAACCUCAUUGCUGUUCAGGAUGUGGUAAGUCAUUCUCAUGUAUAAGCUAUCUUCAGAGGCACAGAAGAAUCCACACAGGAGAAAAACCUCAUUCUUGUCCAGAAUGUGGUAAGUCGUUCUCAAAGAGAAUCAGUCUUCAGAGGCACAGAAGAAUCCACACAGGAGAAAAAUCUCAUUGCUGUUCUGAAUGUGGUAAAUCGUUCUCAUGGAGAAGUGAUCUUCAGUUGCACAAAAAAAUUCACACAGGAGAAAAACCUCAAUGCUGUUCAGAAUGUGGUAAGUCCUUCUCAAUGAGAAGCCACCUUCAGAGGCACAGAAGAAGCCACACUGAAGAAAAAACAUAUUGGUGUCUUGAAUGUAGUAAGUCAUUCUCAAAGAAAAGCAGUCUUCAGAACCACAGAAAAAUCCACACAGCAGAAAAUCCUCAUUGCUGUCCAGAAUGUGGUAAGACGUUCUCAUGGAGAAGCCAUCUUCAGAGGCACAGAAGAAUCCACACAGGAGAGAAACCUCAUUGCUGUUCAGAAUGUGGUAAGACAUUCUCAAGGAGAUGCCAUCUUCAGACCCACAGAAAAAUCCACACAGGAGAAAAACCUUAUUGCUAUGAACAAUUUUCUGACAAAUGCAAUUUUCAAAGGCACACAGAGAUUGAUACUGGAGUGAAGCCAUAUUGCUGUUCUCAAUGUGGAAAAAGGUUUUAAACAUUAGCUCUUUUCAAGUAAACACACAAACUCCAACUAAAGUGAAAAUGCACUGUAUGUUCUUAAUGUGGCAAAUGUUAUGCAAGACAGAAAGGUCUUUAUCCACAUGCCAAAAUCCAUACUAAAGAAAAAUCUCAUUGCUUUUCUGAAUGUGAGAAACGAUUCUUAUAUUUAAGCACAUUUCAGUGCCACAUUAGAACUCAUACUGGAGAGAAACCUUAUUGUUGUCCUGAAUGUGAUAAGCAGUUCUCACAAUAAACCAUCAUAAAAAGUCACAUCAGA